This is a messenger RNA of Corapipo altera (White-ruffed manakin), 13603 nucleotides long. Its product is annotated as transcription factor HIVEP3-like. Lineage: Eukaryota; Metazoa; Chordata; Aves; Passeriformes; Pipridae. Gene Ontology annotation, cellular component: nucleus. Gene Ontology annotation, molecular function: zinc ion binding; RNA polymerase II cis-regulatory region sequence-specific DNA binding; DNA-binding transcription factor activity, RNA polymerase II-specific. The record is from RefSeq and is a predicted model, not a curated record. Gene Ontology annotation, biological process: regulation of transcription by RNA polymerase II.
GCUGCCCGAGCGACUUCCCUUGACAUCACUGCCCAAAUAAGGAGCUUUAAACCAACCUUUUCUAUUGCAGCGCGGCAGAAGAUCCCCCUGGAGCCGCGGGGUCCAGCCUGGCGCCGGCACAGCCAUGGGAGAGCCGCGGCUGCCGCGCGGGGGGCGAGUGCAGACCAUUUCUACAAUUUAUCAAGACCAUUUUGAAUCCUAAUCCUGGCUCUGAAGUACUUGCAGCCUGUCCCAGCCUGGUAGCAGCAGCAAUCUCAACUGAACUAAACCGUGGGCAAAUAAAAGAGAGAGACUCUCAAAAUUCCAGACUCCCAAGUCCACUAAAUGUGGGAAAUACUUUUCCAAGGCUUUUGAACUCAGAAGUGGAACAGAAGGAAGACACAGGGGGACAUACACCAUUCAGUGUUAUUUUCCUUGCACGGGAAAAAAAAAAGAAAAAGAUCCUUAUGAGAUGAGCACUAAAGUCUCAAGUUUUCAAAGGUUUGCAUAACAAACAAGAGACACAUUGUGGGUUGCAUCUUGACUUUGAAGGCUUGCCACUGUCAACUGAAAUAAAAUGGCAAGGUUUAAAGCCUUAACCAAGUUCACAAGGAAAAUAUUUGGACUAAAAGUUUUGGAAAGUUUUCUCUCUUUGAAGUAGUUUGUCAUGUGUUACCAAUGUGAACUUUAUUGACCUCGAAACAUUUUUUUUUGAAUCAAAUAGCAACUAGUGACACUUUAGUAAAAUCUUAAAUCAACAACCAUCUCCUGGCGGCUCCAGCUCCGUAGCAAAUGCAGGCAAAACAGGGAAUCUACAGAGGAGACCUUUAUUAUUCGUAAAUGAAGCCUGCCAAAACCUUCCCAAAAUAGCAUUCAGAGACCCUUUUAAGGUCAUGGAUCCUGAACAAAGCCAGAAGAGCACAAAAAAGGCUGAGGAAAGUCCAAGACAGAGGCUUCCCAAAGGAGAGGCUUUCCAAGCCAGUAUUUCAUCCACAACUACGUACCAGGGCAGCUCUGCUCCUUCCCAAGGAACCCCUCUCCGAGAUAUCAUAUCGCAGCAGCACUUUUCUGGCCCUCUGCCCGUUCCAAGAGAGGAGUCUCAGGAGAAGACUGGACAUCAGAAGCAACCCAAGCCUUCCUCUUUCGAACACCCUCCCCACCUCUCGCAGCUUCAGCAGCACGCACUGUCACCAGCAUUUAUGUCCCCGGGGAAGCCAGAGCAUGUCCUCGAGGGUCCCACGUGGCAGCUAGUUGAUCCAGUGAGACCAGGGCCCUCUGGCUCCUUUUCAUCACCCGGGCUCCACUCUCACCACGGCCAGCUCCUGCCUUCCCACUCGCAGAUCAUUCCCGGAGAGGACAUGCCGUCCGUUCAAAAGGUCUACAUCCCUCGCCCUUCCCAGGUUUCCUUAAAACAGGCCGAGGAAGUGCACAAGAAGGAAAAGAAACCCCAAAAGCCAGGCAAGUACAUCUGCCAGUACUGCAGCAGGCCCUGUGCGAAGCCAAGCGUGCUCCAGAAACACAUCAGGUCGCACACGGGCGAGAGGCCGUACCCUUGCAUUCCAUGUGGCUUCUCUUUUAAGACUAAGAGCAAUUUGUACAAACAUAGGAAAUCUCAUGCUCAUCGGAUAAAAGCUGGGCUGGCCUCAGGGAUUGGAGCAGAGAUGUAUCCAUCGAGCCUGGAGAUGGAGAGGAUCGGCGGGGAGGACUUCGAGGAGCCCACAGAAGGAGAGAGCACGGACUCGGAGGAGGAGACGGCCGCGAUGUCGGGGCACUCGGUCGAGCUCUCCCCCAGGCAGAAGCACAGCCUGCUGUCCAGCAGCUUGCUGAGUGCAGGGAGCCAAGGCUCCAGCCACGACCGGUGUUCCUUGUCCCAUUCCAGCAUGUCCCAGUCCCUGGAGGACAGCAGCCAGUUCGUGGAGCCCUCGUCAGACCACGCCCUGAGCCAUAAAUCCGAGGACACCCACACGAUCAAGCAGAAGCUCGCGCUCCGCCUGAGCGAGAGGAAGAAGGUGAUCGAUGAACAGGCUUUCUUGAGCCCCGGCAGCAAAGGCAGCACCGAGUCAGGAUACUUCUCCAGGUCAGAGAGUGCAGAGCAGCAGAUCAGCCCCCCGAACACCAACGCCAAAUCUUAUGCAGAGAUUAUUUUUGGGAAGUGUGGGAGAAUCGGGCAAAGGACGGCGGCGUUGGCUGCCAACACCACCCAGGGGUUUCCACACCUGUCCACGGAUGAGAAGCCCAGCAUGGUCCCAUUGUCUGUGCCUAGAACACAGGUGAUUGAACACAUCACUAAGCUAAUUACAAUUAAUGAAGCUGUUGUAGAUACCAGUGAAAUAGAUAGUGUUAAGCCUAGAAGAAGCUCUUUAUCUAGACGUAGCAGCAUCGAAUCUCCAAAGUCUGGUGUAUAUAGAGAACCGUUCCAGUUCGAUAUCAAGUCUGGUUCCAGUAGCCAGUUGGAUGCUUCCAAAGUGUUGGCAUCCCACAGUGAAAAAAUUAAGCCCGAACAAUCAUUGUUGUCACUUCAGCAAUCCCACAGUGCCACAGAGACAGUGCCUCUCCUAAGAAGCCACUCAAUGCCUUCUGCUGCAUGCACUAUAAGCUCCCCACACACCUUUAGAGGUAGCUACUCAUUUGAUGAUCACAUCAUGGAGCCUGAAGUCUUAAGCCGCAGUCAAGCGUUUUCUUCUCACCCUCGAAUGCUAAAACGACAACCAGCUAUUGAGCUGCCCUUGGGAGUGGAAUAUGUCUCAGAGGAGAUCGGCUCUGCCAACAAAGAAACUGUUUCCAAACCUCCCGAGGAGCCUGAAACCAAGGAAAGCGAUCUUACCAAAAAGUCACGGAAGGGCCCCAAGGUGAAAGGGUUCAUGUACGAGUGCAACGUGUGCGGUGCUCGCUACAAGAAAAGGGACAAUUAUGAAGCCCAUAAGAAGUACUACUGCUCAGAACUGCAGCUCUCCAAGCCUCGCUCUUCUGCUUCCCAUCCCUCUUCAGAGACCGAGAAAGGCGCUGCAGAUCCCGACCCCUGGCCCCAGAUGAUGCAUUACAAGCUGGGGAGCACUUUGGAGCUCACCCCGCUCCGCAAAAGGCGGAAGGAGAAGAGUCUUGGUGACGACGAGGAGCCUCCAGCUUUUGAAGUGUCUGACACCCCCUCCUCCAGCGCCGGGCCAGGGGCUCAGUUUGCAAACCCGGCGUCGUCGGAUGUGGCUCUGAACCUGACCCGUGAAUCCAUGAAGUCACCAGCAGAUCCAGGUAAAUCCGCCCCUUCUGACGUCAGUGCCACCUUCCAUCCCAGGAACACCAAACCAGCCUCGAGUGGGGAGGGCAAGGACAGGAGAACGACCUCCAAGGAGAUCUCUGUCAUCCAGCACACGAGCUCCUUUGAGAAGUCUGACUCCAUCGAGCAGGCGAGCGGCUUGGAAGAAGAGAAGCCCUUGUCCCAGUUCCCGUCGCAGCCAGCGCCCCAGCACAGCCGCCCGCCCCACUCCCUGCAGCCCCGGCUGGUCCGGCAGCACAACAUCCAGGUGCCGGAGAUUCUGGUCACAGAAGAGCCUGACAGGCCAGAAACAGAGCCAGAACCUCCUCCAAAAGAGCCAGAGAAAACAGAGGAGUUCCAGUGGCCACAGAGGAGCCAGACCCUCUCCCAGCUCCCUGCAGAGAAGCUCCCACCCAAAAAGAAGCGGCUCCGGCUGGCGGAGAUGGCUCAGUCCUCCGGGGAGUCCAGCUUCGAGUCCGUGUCUCUCACCCGCAGCCCGAGUCAGGAGAGCAGCGUCUCCCACGGCUCCAGCCACUCCGUGUCCUUCGAUCGGGAUGAUCACAGCAAGCCAGAGCCCAGCAGCCAGCCCUCCGAGUCCCACCCGAAGCCUCCUGGCGUCGGCUCACACAUGCUGAUGGUCCCGAGCCACCAUCACCACUCCAGGGAAAUGCGGAGAUCUGCCUCUGAGCAGACACCCAACGUGUCCCACCCUUCCCAGAUGUCGGAGACACGCAGCAAAUCGUUUGACUAUGGGAGCUUGUCGUCCACUCCUGCCUCAACCCCUGGCCCCUCAAGCUCCUCGGCUUCCCAGGAGAGGAGGAAAUGCUUCCUGGUCCGGCAGGCGUCCCUCACCAGGCACCCAGAGCACGACCCAGACCUGGCUCCCGCAGGCUGGACGGAGACAGAAGAUCCAGCUCCUUCCUCAAGUAAAUCUUCUUCCACCAGUUUGCCCCAUCAGCCGAGCUCUUCACCCCCUCUGCCCUCUCACGGGACUUACCCCAGUGAGAAGAGCCAGCCAAAGGACAGCCCUGAGCCCACCUACAGCCCGCCCUACACGGAGGCCCUGCAGGUGUUCCACCACCCCGUCCCACAGCUGACGCUGCACGAGAAGCAGUUCCUGUCCCCGCAGGUCUCCAUAUUCCCCUACCAGCACCUCCUGCCGCAGCCAGGGCAGUCUGCAGAGCUCUUUGCUGCACACACCAUGUCUGACAUCCUCUCUGCUCAGUUCUCCAUGCCCCAGAUCCCUCCCUCCAUAUUCCAGACCCCGCCACUGCCUCUCCCACAGACGCUCAUCCACCCCGGCCCACUCCACAUCGCUCCGCCACUGAUGUCUCACCCCGCUGAGGUGUCCUUCAGGCAUCCCUCAUUCCUGCCCGUGCACUACCCUGGCUCCUCUCCCAUCCCCUCAGCCUUUUUUCUGCCUCUCCAGUCUCAGUUUGCUCUCCACUUGCCAGGUGAAGCUGGUGGACAUUUACCACAGCUCAAAUCCAGUUUAUUCCCAGCAGCAGGAGCUUCCAGCCUCUCCCCGUGCACAGAGUACGACUCUGACAGCAGGCUGCACCCUCUGACCUGCACUGCCAGCCCCUCGGUGUCCGUGACGGUGACCCAGCUGGUCGUCCCCACGUGCUCGGAGCCGAUGGUGUCCCUGGUGGUGCCCGUGCGCAUCCAGACGAACAUGCCGUCCUACGGCAGCGCCAUGUACACCACCCUCUCCCAGAUCCUGGUCACCCAGUCCCAGUGCAGCUCCUCCACCAUUGUCCUCCCCAAAUUCAACGACCGCCCGCCCAAGGGUGCCCUGGUGUGCAGCGCCGACGUCCACGGGCUGGGCUUCGACCUGGCCCAGAUGAUCACGGAGGAGCAGAGGAGCCUUUUCCAGAGCCCCUACCUGAGGGUGCCCCUGCCCCUGCCCGAGCGCAAGGGGUACAUGCCCCUCACCUGCCCCUCCGACAGCGUCCUCGGCCUGGAAGGGGGCCCAGCUACGGUCGGGGGAAGCAAAAGGAUGCUCUCCCCAGCCGGCAGCUUGGAGCUGACGAUGGAAACACAACAGCAGAAGAGAGUGAAAGAGGAGGAAGUGUCUGAAGCAGAAGAGAAGUUGGAAGUGGUGAAGCCCCCCAGUGCAACAGAGGAAGGGAAAAAGCAGGAGAAAUCUCACUUCCUUGCGGAAAACCAGGACAGGGUCGAGGUUGAAGCACCACCUAGUUUGUCCACAGAGCAGUCAGAGCCAAAGGAAACCCCGAGCAGUUUGCAGCAGGCUGUGUCGCAUUCAGGUUCUCCAAGCUUUGAGGCACUGGAAGAGUAUGAGCAGCCAGCUGGCAAACAGUUCCUCAGCAAGGCACCUUUGCAACCCGUGAAGAAAGAAGACUCCAAAGAACAGGUGGAGCCGUCUCCACCGAACCCCCCGAGCACUGCCCCGCCGUCCGAGGGCACCCAGAGUGCAAUGAAGUCUCAAGAAGGUACAGACACGAAGAAGGUACUUCAGUUCCCCAGCCUCCACACAACCACUAAUGUCAGUUGGUGCUAUUUAAACUACAUCAAGCCAAAUCACAUCCAGCAAGUGGAUCGGCGCUCCUCGGUUUAUGCCAGCUGGUGCAUCAGCCUCUACAACCCCAACCUGCCCGGGAUCUCCACCAAGGCAGCCCUGUCCCUCCUGAGGUCCAAGCAGAAGGUGAGCAAGGAGACCUACACCAUGGCCACGGCUCCCCGUCCGGAGGCAGGCAGGCUGGUCCCAGCCAGCUCCAGGAAGCCCAAAAUGACAGAGGUUCAUUUGCCUUCGCUCCUUUCUAAUGAAGGUCGAAAAGAUAUAACUAGAGCUGAGAAGGAAGAGGAAAAAAGAGGAAAAGCAGAAGAAGAGGCUCUUGUGACCAAACGAGGGGAGCCAGUCAGGAUCAAGAUCUUUGAAGGAGGGUACAAAUCAAACGAAGAGUAUGUGUAUGUGCGAGGCCGUGGAAGAGGGAAGUAUGUUUGUGAGGAGUGUGGAAUUCGCUGCAAGAAACCCAGCAUGCUGAAGAAACACAUUCGCACGCACACAGACGUCAGGCCGUACGUCUGCAAGUACUGUAACUUUGCUUUUAAAACCAAAGGGAAUCUGACUAAACACAUGAAGUCAAAGGCCCACAGCAAAAAAUGUCAGGAGAUGGGCGUGUUGGUAUCUUCACUGGUGGAUCUGGAAGCCGAAGAAGGAACCAGUGAAGACCUAUUCCAGGACUCUGAGGGGCGGGAGGGAUCCGAGCCAGUUGAGGAACACCAGUUUUCAGACCUCGAGGAAUCUGACGAUGAUGAUGACAAUGAGGAUGAGGAGGAUGAGGAGGAGGAGGAGAGCCAAGAUGAGCCCCCUCUGAAGUUGCCUGAAGGCACACACACCACCCUCCUGCUGCACUCUUCAGGUGGCUCUCCAUCUUCUCAAGAGGAAGGCACUGAAACAGCAUCAUCCUUAGCCCAAGACGCCGUUUCCAGCACCCAAAAAGCAGGUGAAGGCCAGCAGGCCUCGUCCUCAGGGCUGGAAACCAAGUGGUCAGCAGACAGCAGUGACAUUGCUGUGUGCCACAGCUUCUUGAGUCUCCACAGACCAGCUUUGACCUCCACCGAACAAUUGGCUUCUGCUGGAAGAGAGUCCAUCACCAGGCCACAGAUGUCCUUGGCCAUGGACCUGUCACCCUCCAAGGACACCUCCCCCAGGAGAAGGUGGUCUCCCAGCCAGGACUCUGGCAGGGGUGGCAGCAGACCAAUGAUGGCGAGGAAGCACUUGUUAACCAAAAACGAAACGUCACCCAAGAGGUUCUCCCCCACUGCAGAACUGUCCUCUCUGAGGUGCCUGUCCCCGGGGAGGGGGCUGUCUCCUUGCCAGAGGGUCUCUCCCAGGAGAGAGGCAUCUCCUCUCAGAUGUGUGUCACCAAGGCUUGAGCUGUCACCCAGCAGGCAUCUGUCCCCCAGGAGAGAGCUGUCCCCACGAGCACAGCUCCCCCCAGAAGGAGAGGUCUCCCCUGGGAGACACUCCUCACCCAGCAGAGACGUGUCAUCCGUCAGAUACUUAUCCCUGAAGAAAGUCUUGUCUCCAGGCUCCCUGGAGUCACCCAGGUACCCAUUCCCAGGAAAAGAGGACUUGCCUGGCAUGAGCAAAUCAGCAGCAGAUGACAAAGUUCCAAGCUCAUAUCAAGCCCAGCACGGGAUAUUAUCUUCGAUGCCUCUACCUCACAGGUUCUUUGGCAAAAACAUACAGCUCUACGAGUCCAAGCUGAAGAUCGAGCCCCGAAGCCCACCACGCUCCCCUGGCCCCACCCAGCCCGUCUGCUCCCGGCCCCUGCAGGCACCGCACGACCUCCACGCCCCGGCCCGAGGGGAGGAGAACGUCUUCAGCCACCUCCCGCUGCACUCGCAGCAGCUCACCAGGACCCCGUACCCCAUGAUCCCCAUCGGGGGCAUCCAGAUGGUCCAGGCCAGGCCCAGCUCCCACCCCAGCCUGGUGCCCAGCUCCGUGGUGUCCCUACAAGCCGGAUACUUCGCCUCUGGAAGCGGAGCCGUGGCGGAGUUCGGCCGGGCUCCCAAGGGGGAUGAGGAGCCGCAAAUCCCAGCGGCGGCCGCGUCCCCGGCUGCGAAGGUUUCCAAGUACGCGCUGUCCCCGGAGCUGAGUGGGGGUUAUUUGGAGGAGAAAAUGAGGACUAGUGAGCUUCGGCAGCAGCCAGAGCAGGAGGAACACAGGGUACAAGCGCUGGCUGAGCCCAGCCCAGAGGAGCGGGCGGGCCCGGGCAGCCCCAGCACACCCCACGAGCACUGUCCAAAGCCUCCGACGAGCGGGGAGGAAGAACCCCCCCAAAAAACGGGCAAGAAGCAAUCUGGCAGCUCGAGCACUUCUGUUGAGUCACCCUGCACUUUCAUCUCAGAUGCCCCCCCGUGUGACGGCGGCAGCAGCCCCCGCUGCCCCCCCGGAGCCCCGCCCAGCCACCCCCUGUCCCUGCGCCCCAGGAACCUCUCCGGGGAGCCCGGGCACCAAGGGGGCACCUCCGGGAAGAGCAGCCCCCACCCAGAGCACGCAGCUUUAGGUCAAACUCAAACAAAGGUGGAUGAAAACGCGGGAAGUACUUAAACCUCCAUCUGUUCCACCUUUAGGCUUCCUCUGUAAAAUCAACAGACAUUUUCAACACUAUUUCCUUUAGUAUAAUCACCGAUAAGAAGCACUCUAGUGAAUGACCAAACCCAUGGAAAAGUCCUGGUUUUCUUUGUCCCAGUCUGGUAUUAUCUCCACAUGUAUGCAGUUACUUGUGCCUUUUUCUAUACCUUUUGUUGCUUGAAAUGUACAAAACUGUUUGAGGCUGUGAAUAUUUUUUUAGAGUUUUUUGGAAAGGGGGUUUGUUAGACCUUUGUCUUUUUUGCCAUUUAGGUGUGCGUAAUUCUGGGCCUGAGAGAUGCAGAAAGGAAAGGGUUAAGCAUUUUAAAAGGAAGAAAAUGCACUGAAAACAAAAAAAAAACAGAAAAAACUUUUUUUUAUAUUGAUUAAAUGAUUAAAAAAAAAAAGGAAAAAACCCAAACCCUUGCUCCUGUGUACAGAAGUUUAUGAUUCGUAUUUAUUACAUGCUUUAUUUAAUUCCUGCAAAGUGCUUGGUAUUUUUUUUUCCUUGCAUCCCCCUGGUUGCCUAUGGUUGUGCUUUAAACAGAUGAAACUGCUUUACAUUUGAAAAAAAAAACGUGUUUACCCUGAACUUGUACGUGAAAGUAGCACUUCCUCGAGCAGGGGAGGGGCGUUCGAAGGGAGAGAAACGGUCCCGAGAGAGAGAAAAGCCGAACACGAGCAGCCCUCCCUCCCGCAGGACCCAGCAAAGCACUUUUCUAAAAAAAGGGACAGAAAAAGAAAAAAACAAAAAAAAAAGGUUCAAAGAUUGACCUGCGAGAACAUAGGAAUGUAUGGAAUGCAGCCCCAGGGCCAGGAUCGGUGUCUCUCGCUGGCCGAGCCGGCCCCUGCUCCUUUAAUCCUCCCCUCCCGCCCGGCAGAGCUGUGCCUGAGACCCGGCCCGGCUGGGCUUCAGAGCCCUCUGUGAACACCUCCCUCGCUUGAAAAGGGGAACAAAACUCAGCCUUGCAACCGUUUUUUCCUCUGUCAUUUUUUGGUCACAGACCAAGUCCCUCCAUCCCAUCCCAUCCCAAGCCCGGCCCUGGCUGGUUUGGCUCCGUGGAGCUCUGGGGAUGCAGGAGCGGUUUGGGCUCUGCUCCUUUGCACGUGUCGGGGCUGGAUCUCACCCAGUGACUCUGUGUCUUAUUUUCCCCUCCUUUAUUUCUUUCAGCAGAACGUCCCCAGCACAGCCCUUGUGCCGAUGGGCCCGUCCUGGGGUGUUUUGGAAGCUCAAACGUGGUGAUGCUCAGUGGUUGAUGCUUGCACCCAGCUUGUUCUGCAUGCACAGCAACUUCUGCCAGAGCAGAUUUUUAAGGAUGCCCAUCCCUAGCAGAGCAAAGGCCCCUACUGCCAAGAGAUACCAAAUCCAGAGUGACCCCAUGGAGCCGUUCCCCUCUGGCACAUUAAUUCUCUUUUUAAAACACAAAUAUCCAAGAGUUUGCCCCAGCAAACAGCAGGUUCUUUACUACUUCAGAGGGUUUUCUGGUCUAUGGAAUCUGUACAAACCUCUUUUUUUUUUUUUAUUUUAAGAUUAAAAAAAAAACGGUAAAAAAAAGAUAUAACUAUUUAACCAGUGGACCAGUUCUUUCUUCUUUCAGAGCUGUUCCAGUUUAUCGGGUACGUAAUACACUUUUUAAAAAAAAAAAAAAAAAGAAAAAAAAAAAAAAGAAAUCAAAUAAAACCCUGAAUAAGACCAUUUUUCCUUGCCACACUUUCUGAGCUAUGAACUGUUCCCGUCUCACGGGCAAAGAAUAAAAAUUUUUUUUAUUUUUUUGUUUUUUUCUUUUUUUUUUUUUUUUUACUCUUCUUGUAAAGGGAAUUAAGUACAAAAGGAGAUAUCAUGGAAAUAACAUUAAGGUUGUGACACUGACCCAAACAACAUCCAGAACCCAUUUAUACCCUAAUUAGCACUUUUAUCAAGUUUCCCUUUUUCCCAUUUCCCCUUUUUUGGCCCCAAGCCUGGAAGCUGGUCCUGCUUUCAGAUCUUUUUCAGAUCCCGUGGCAGGAGCAGGGGCUGGAGCUCAGUUCAGCUCUCAGGCUUUAAGUGUGUGUUUAAUAUCAGGAUGACUGGGAGAGGUGUGCUCAGCCAGGGCUGGUGUGAAACCCCUGGAAACCAUCCACCAAAUUUAGUUACUCUCCUGACUUCUGCCACUUUUUGCCUCUUUGUCACACUCUUAACAUUAUUCCAAGGUAGCUUUUUGUAUUUAAUUAUAAAUAUAUAUAUAUAUAUAUCACAUAUAUAUAUAUAUAUAUAAAAAAAUUGUACAUAAAGAAAAAUACUGCAGCAGUUGUGCACUCAGCAUCCUGGGUUUUUUUGGUGCAUUUUCCACGAGGUUUGGGCUAGAUCAAAUUUUUUCAGCUUCUCUCUGUAACUGCAUUUGAAUCCUUGACCUGUUGAUAUUUUGCGUGGAUUUUUGUUCCCCUCUGUCAUUUAUGGACAGAGUGGAGGGGGAAAAAAAGCCCAAGAAAACACAGAAGUCAUUACAUUGGUUUAUUGAUUUUUUUUUUUGUGAUGGGUUUUUAUUGUUGUCAUUAUUAUUAUUAUUAUUAUUAUUAUCAUUAUUAUUAUUGAAGCUUUUCCAGCAGCUCGGGAUGAGUUGGAGCUUUCUGCAUCUGGGCUGCAGAGCAGCCAGGCUCUUCAGCCAGGGCCAAUAAAAGCAGGGAGAUGAGUUUUGGGGAAGGGCUGUGGAGCUGUGAGGGCCACGCCCUGCUCGGAUCCCACACCCAGCACGGAGAGGGCACCGGAGGGGCCGCUGCAAACUCAGGAGAUGGGCACGAACCCCCCAGGGCUGAGUCUCCACCCGGUUCGGCUUCUCAACAGAGAAGGGGGAAGCUCUGGCUGGGCUGAAAUGGUGCUUCACGCUGUUCCCCCGGGCAAUACGGCCUAUUGGAUAGGCAAAAAGGCUCACAAAAAAAACCCCUAACUGCAAUUUAAGGGCUAAAUGGUCACACUGCCAGCUCAGAGCUCCGGGGAAGGGCGUCCCCUCCCCGCCGGCACCAGCAUCUCUGUCUGCGGGCAGGGUUAGUGUGACCCUGUGCAAACGUGUCUCCCCCUGCCUCCUACUCAGCCAAGGAGCACAGGAACGUUGCUGAUUUUUGGAGGGUUUUGGGUGUUAUUCCCAGCAGGGCUCAAGCCCCAGCCGUCACCCCUGGCUGCUGUUCCCACCCGGAUCCCCCUUUGGCUCCCCUGUGUCACAUCUGGUGGUCACAGCUUUCAAUAUCACUCUGAAUGUCUGUUCUGUCUGCAAAACGGGGCUGAUGGACCCUAUUUUGCUUCCCACAAGGGCUGCAAGGAUGGUUAGGUUAGUACAGAUGCUUUGCAGAGCAAUUAGCAGUAUUAUUUGCAAGAGAAUGUAUUAAUAAUGCAAAUAGGCAAAUGAAAAAGCAGAGCCCAGCCUUUCCUUUUCAUCAGCAGGUGGAAAUCAAAUCCCCUGCUUUUCUCGUGGCAGAGGUUCUUAAAUUUAUAAUCCAUGAAGGCACGUGGCCUCCAGGGCCUGGCUGCUCCUCUUUGUUGUGGGUAAUCACCCCAAACCCUGCUCGGAUAUUUCCUUCCCUGAUAAGCUGUUUGUGCAGCUCCAUGACUGCAGGUAUUCCAUGGCAAACAGAUGCUGUGCCAUCCAAGAAAUCAUCCUGCACAGAGGACUUGGCCCGUGCUCUGGAACAAUCCCUUGACACAGUCAUCCUAAAUACCAAGACUCACAGCCAGAGCUCAUAAAGCACCUGUACCUUGGCUUGAGCUUAAGUAUUUCUGGAGUUUUAGGAACUUCUUUGUGCUUAAGCAUGAAUUGAGCAAUUUUUAUCAAGGUUUUAUCAAGGUCACAGAGCUCAGGGUCUUACAGGGCUGAGCAGGCCAUGGGAUGAAGAGAGGGGGCUGUUGGCUCCCCAAAACGCCCCCGUGCCUUGAAGCAGAUCCCUGCCAGCUCCAAUUAUUCCCAGGCUGUUGGCUGGAUACCCAGGAAUCACAGCAGGAAACUCUGAAAAAUCCUGAUGAAGUAGCUGUGACUUUAUAAUUUAUGACUGAGAAAUGUAGUUCAUCACCUGCUCCCAAGGGGUGACAUUCCAGGUGUCCCUGAAGUGACACUCCUUGGCCAGCACUUCAAGCCACCCACUGGUCCCAAACCCUGCUCCAAACCCUGCUCCAAACCCUGCUCUAAAUCCCACUCCAGCCCUGUCCAAGCUGCCCCGGGCUGGAUGGGGCAGGAGAUGCCCCUGGGAUUCCCAGCUGGAGCAGCACAUCCCGGGGUCCUUCCCAUCAGAGCCCUGCCAGGCACAACCUCCCCCUGGCUCUGCUGUCCCCUCCACCCCCAGAUCUGCAGCACAGUUGGUUUUUCCCUUAAACCAACUCCCACUUUACCUGGUUUGCUUUAAAAUCCACAGAAACGGCACCUGAACAAGCAAUACACUUGUGGAAAAUCAUUAAAAUUAGUCCAAUUUUCAUGCCAAACCCUGAUGAUUUGAUCUAGCCCUUCCCUGCUGUCCUUGCAGUAGCUUUUCCUUUGCUGACUUCGUUUCAUCAUGUCCUUUUUUUUUCCCCUUCUCUUUUAUUAUUUCCAUCUAUUGCACAGUAUUUACACAAAAAAAAAUAUUGUAAAUUAUUUACAAAAAAAAAAAAAGGAAAAAAAGAAAAAAAAUCAGUCCUGAUGGCAUAAAACCAAUCUGUUUUCAUUACUGAGAUAUGAUGGCACUUACGAUCACUUUAGUAAAUGUAAUGUAAAAUAAUAAUAAUAAUAAUAAUGUGUACGCAAAUUUAAUAUACAUGGUCUCAUGUAAGAUAAAUAUUUGCCUUUUUUUCUAAAAGGUGUAUGUAUUCUGUAAGUGGAAUAGUCUGUAGAAAGUUUCUAUAUGUUCUUAAAAUGGCAAUACAUUCCAAAAAAUGGUACUGUAAAUAUGUACAGCGUUACAAUGUAAUUUGGUAGUUUUGCCUGUAAUUUUAUUUUAACUCCAGUUUCUACACUUGCAUCUUGCAAUGUCUGUAUGGUUAUAUCAGUGCAAAAAAGAAAAAAAAAAAGCAGGUAAAAGCACAGUCUGAUGUAAAAACAAACAAACAAACAAAAAGAACAAAAAACUCACAAAAACAACAAAACAAAAAAAAAAAAGAAAAAUACUCAGUAUUUGAUGUUUGUGACCCUUAUUGUAAAUGACAUCUGUACUGUGAAUGAGAAGUUUUUACAAGUAUAAUAUUGCCUUUACUACAGCUCAGAUUGUCUGCUCAGUCUGGGCGUAUUUUUAAAAAAAUAGCAUGUUGGAAUAAAUUUUAAAGUCCCAACAUAUCA